ACCGUGGUGAAAGAGGGAAGAGCACUUUUAGCAAAUCUGACUUUUAAUGGGCAGGAUUUUAACCUCUUAAAUAUUUAUGGUUUUACUGAUAAACACGACAGGUAUGACUUUUUAAAGGAACUGCAGCCCCACAUGUUAGGAAGAAAACCGUUAAUAAUUGGGGGGGAUUUUAAUUGUGUUUUAACCAGAAAAGACAGGAAAAGAAUAGGACAAAUAUAUAAGGUAGACAAGACAUCACUUUUAUUACAGAGGAUAGUCAGGGAUUUUAAACUAGUGGACUGUUUUAAAACCAUGCAUCCUAGAGAGGAGGGCUUCACCUGGGUCAGUGAUGAUAGCUCUAAAGCCUCUCGAAUUGACUACUUUUUCAUCAGAGAUUGCACCCUAACUGAUGCUAGAUUGUCACCAGUUUUCUUUUCCGACCACCUCCUUCUGUCCUGCACUCUUUCACUUCCUUCAGGUGCGACGACCGGGAGAGGUCUGUGGAAACUCAACCGCUCCCUGCUGGAGGACCAGGCUUUGGUCAGCCAGUACCGGGAGCGGUACCAGGAGUGGCAGACCCUCCAAGACCUGUACGAAACACGAGCACAGUGGUGGGAGAUGGUGAAAGGUAGGACCCAGACUUUCUUCAGACAAGCCGGGAAAAAUAAGAAGAAAAAAGAACAGAGUCGCAUGAUGGGGCUGCAGAAAAGAUUACAAAGAUAUUAUUUUUUAAAUCAACAAGGUAUGAAUGAAUGUUACAAUCUGCACUGCAAGAACUGCAAAAGUAAUGAACACUUAACCAAAGACUGUGCACACCCCAUGAAAUGUAAUCUCUGUGGGGAAGAGCAGCACACAUUCAGAACAUGCUCCAAAUCAUAUGCAAAUAGAAUAAGAGCCCCUCAACAGCAAGAAGAAAGGCAGACGACAGUGGAAAACACACCUCAAAGUGCAGCUGAAAAUGCUGGAUAUAAUGUCAACGACCCUCAGCUGGAAACUGCUAACGAGCAAGAACAGGAGAAUUUGGAAGGAGGAACCUUCACUCUGCUACCAGUCUUCACAUCUCCUGAUCCUGAAAUAACUCCCACUGAGGAACCCACAACAGAGACUCUGGAGGGGGCCACGGCCCAGAUGGACUGGAGCGAGCAGCCAUUUACAGACUUGGACCUUCCUGAGGACAACCGGCAACUAAGGAGGCCAACUAGUGAAGACAGUUCAGCUGACGAGACCGUAGCAUCUUCAAGUGGCAAAAAGUCUCCUAGAGUGGUAACAGCAAUAGCCUGUCGAAACAUGCUUGAUCUUAUGCUGACCAACAUAACUACAGAUCAACAAGGAUUAAGAAUGACCCAAGAUACAGAGGAACUGAGUACUUCCCUUUCCCCCCCUGGUGAGGAAGGAGGUGGUUGUAUGGAGUCCUUUCCCCCAGCAGGAUGCCUUGGACAAACAAGCUUCACGUAAGCGGCAACAAGAAGAAUCAGCAGAGUCUCAAGGUGGGACUCCUGAAAAAGAAGGAUGGCCGGCCCCACAACAAAAUCCCAUGCUGUAUUUGGAGAAACAGCUUUUGAGCACUUUUUCUGGAGUGACUCAAAUGUUGAAGGAAGAACCCAAUGAUGACAGCGGCUCCAAAGACUCACUAGGGACUGUGAAAACCCAGAGAAAAAAGAAAGGUAAAAAAAAAAAAAUGUGUAAUACUAAAAUGAACUUCCUGUGAUUGACUCUACACCUUACUCCUAUUCAAGGUUAUGUCAGUCCUUAAGGUAACAACAAAUAAUACCAGAGGGUUGAAUGAUGCUGUAAAGUGUCAAACAGUAUUCAAUUACUUGCAUAAUAGUGGGGGAGAUGUUUUUCUUUUACAAGAAUGUUGGUUAUCAUUUAUGGAUAAUUAUGCAACAUUUCAAAACUGGUGGACAUACAAAAAAUCCUUUUGGUUAGGAGACAAUCAAAACCAAUCUUCAGGGGUGGGGGUGUUAUUUAAUAGUCAUUCCAUAAAUAUAGAAAGAGUAGAAAAUGUAGAUGGUAGGAUUUUAUCAAUUGAUAUUGAAAAGGAUGGUAGUAAACUUAGAAUAAUUAAUGUUUAUGGUUCGAUGGAUUUACAAGAAAGUGUUUUGUUAUUCCAGUCCCUUCAGCUUCUGCUUUGCAGUGGAAGACAGACCAUACUGGG
This is a messenger RNA of Fundulus heteroclitus (mummichog), 2137 nucleotides long. RefSeq lists its product as uncharacterized. The transcript has 2 exons. The record is from RefSeq and is a predicted model, not a curated record. Lineage: Eukaryota; Metazoa; Chordata; Actinopteri; Cyprinodontiformes; Fundulidae. Gene Ontology annotation, molecular function: nucleic acid binding; catalytic activity; zinc ion binding. Bases 133 to 1434 code for a protein of 433 amino acids.